Molecule: messenger RNA, 3267 nt
Organism: Penaeus vannamei (Pacific white shrimp)
Lineage: Eukaryota; Metazoa; Arthropoda; Malacostraca; Decapoda; Penaeidae
Source: RefSeq, a predicted model, not a curated record
AUGUCUCUGUCUCUACAUUCUUCCUUCUUAGAAAUGUCGCUUUCGUGGCGUUCUUGGCCCAUCGCGGCGGCGUCUGACCUCAAGCCCCGCCCACCCCGCGCCCACUUCAGCUUCUCAUCGCUCUUCCACGGGCGUGAUGAGCGCGAUGGGCGGGAUGCGCCCUCCGCCCACGAGCCCCCUCUGCGACGCCCACACGAUGUCGUUCCCUUUUUGGAUCUGUCGCCUCUGCGCCCACUCCCGCCCCCCGCCCAUUCAGAAGCGGUUCCUCACGCCCCACGCGAUGGCAUGCCCCACCUGGAUCUCCGCCCACCGCCCGUCCUGGCCCACCCGGAUCCACCGCCUCAUAGCCUACCUGCACCUCACACGCGGCCUGGCCCACCUUAUGGCCCACAUACAGGCCUAACCAACUCUGGCCCACCACUUCGUAACCUACGUGGACAUCUAACCCACCCAGACUCACCUCCACAUAGCCUACACGCGGACCUAACCCACCGCGACCCACCACCUCAUAGCCUACGUGGACAUCUAACCCACCCAAAAUCACCUCCACAUAGCCCACAUGCAGACCUAACCCACCACGACCCACCUCUACAUAACCUACAUGCAGACCUAACCCACCACGACCCACCACCUCAUGGCCUUCAUGAAGACCUAACCCACCGCGACCCACCUUCACGCCCACCCUCUCCCCGCACCACUCGCCACUACAGUGAUUCGGAACAUGCGAGUGCGCACAAAAAACCUUACGAAUUCGAGUACGGAGUCAAGGAUGCUUACCACGGUACCUCUUACUCCAGGCAAGAGGAGAGUGACGGACACCAUACCAAAGGGCAAUACCAGGUGAGGCUCCCCGACGGGCGCCUCCAGACGGUCAUCUACCGCGCGGGCGUCGACGGCUUCCACGCCGAGGUCGUGUACGAGGGAGAGCCUCACUAUCCGAAGGGGAAGCCUCUGGAGGGUUCCUUGCCGUCCGCCCGUCCCCCGUCGCCCGCCCACGCCGCCAAGCCUCCUCAUGCCGUGUCUAAGCCGGUUUACACGUCGCCGAAGCCGGUUUACACGACGCCGAAUUCGGUCUUUUCCAUUACGGGAAAGCCGGUUCAUACUCUGCCGAAAAUAAGCUUCACCACAUUUAAGCCAGCCUCCUACGCCUCAGUCCACGGCGCACCACACCACACUAAGCCAAAGCCGAUUCUCAGCACGCCAAAGCCAGUCCAUGCCUCGCCAAAGCCAAUUCACACGACAUCGAAGCCAUUUCAUACAACUCUGAAGUCAGUUCAUGGUACACCAAAGCCAGUCCAUGGUACGUUAAAGCCAUUCAUUACAACACCAAAGCCAGUCCAUGCAAAGCCAGUCCUCAGCACAUUAAAAACAGUGCUCACAUCUCCCAAGCCAGUUCACAGUACUUUCAAGCCAGCUAUCACGACACCGAAGCCAGUUCACACUACACCACAUGUCACACCAAAGCCAAUCCACAGCACACUCUAUACUUUAGCAAGGCCGAUCAAAACCACUUCGAAGCCAUUCCUAGGUCAAAUCACAUCUAAGCCACACCACGCUACGUCCGGCCCACUGCUCACCACACCAAAGCCACUCCACUCCACUACUCUUGGACCAGACUUUCACUCCACUCCGCUGUCACUGUUCACCAAAACUCCCGAACAGUUUUUCGGCAUCGAUCCAAGCCACCCUAAGGAACCCGUGCCUGUUUACAUCGUUACAGGAAAGCCAUUCUCCACCACGCUAAAGCCAGCUUACCACGUCAGUCCAGAAUCGAUUUACCACACUGCCAACCAGGAACUCUUCCGAAUUACAGCGAAGCCUUCUCUUGCCACAACCCAGAAGCCAGGAUUCCAAAAUACACCCAAAUCGGUUCAUACUGUGUCACCAAAACCGACACACCACACUUCCCCGAAGCCACUCCAUGUAAGUAAGCCAAACGUCGUAACUACACCCGCGACAGUAAGCCUCGGAAAGGUCCCACUUUCUCCAAACAAAGGACCACUUGUCCCUACCAAAGGACUUGUUGAUCCAGUACACCAAGGCAUAAAACCUGUCCUCCAUAAUCCGCCACCGAUUACACAUCCGAAGGAGCCAGUCCAUCACAAGGAUCCGAUUUUGCAUGAAAAACCUCCACCCAUUCCCCAGACGACGAGCCUCCCUCCCCUUGCAGACAAGCCCUUCGCCCCGAGUCUUCCGCCGACCUUGGCACCGCCUCCAGUCCCGAACCUCCACACGUCGCCCGUACCCCAUCAGGGCACCAAGGGAGAACACGCACCAAAUUUAGCCAUCCAGACAGACCCUCAUCUUGCACUUACGCCCACAACGACUAUACGACCUCCGCAGGUGCCCUUGGGUGUCACGUUGCCAACGCAAUUGCCGGAUUUCGGGCCGUUGCCUAAACCCAAGCCGAUUCUUGUUCCGCACGCCGAAGCCUCGCCUGAGCACCCUCUGCUACCUCGCCCGACUAGACCACACCACGGACUUGGCACACGUGUCCCCCUUCACACCUCAUCCAAACUCCCCGUGACAUCCAUUCCAACAAGACCAACGAUUAUCCCCGGUGGCGUUCCAGUCUCCCAGGCCUUGCCUCAUCCAGCAAGGCCACACAAUGGCCACGGCCUCAUUCCAGUUUCCCAAUCCGUUCCUAGUCUUCCACCAAGACCACACAAUGGUGAUCGCCUCAUCCCGCAUUCCCCACCGUUCCCAAAUAAGCCCGUCAAGACCCGCCCAACCCUAAUACCACACAGCGUGCAAGAACACAGCCUGCCGCAUUCCCUGUCCGACCUCCCUCCAGAGCCCCUCCCGCCACGUCCACACGAGGAGAAAGACCGCCUUCCGCCCUUCCACUCACUAUCAGAUCGUCCUCUAAGGCCCACUCGCAUUAAGGACACGCAGUCCCCAUUCAGACUGCCCUUGGAAACUCAGUCGCCGAUACCUGAAGGCGAAGCCACCCUAUUCACGUCCUCGCCAAAGCCAACGCUGACGCCGCCCUCUUCCAUACUCCCGACGGACGAAAUCCACUCUCUCCUCGAGGGACCUUUAAGCCCCCUCGUCACUCCCGACCCCUUCAGCAUACACGCUCAGUCCGCCACUGGCUCGCACCCCCUUGUGACGGAGCCAGCGGUGGCGGACGACCUCCACCUCCGACUGAAGUUCAAGGAGCCGCUGUUUCGUUCGGACAGGCCCCUGCUCGCGACGUCUCGAAUAAAACUCGAAUCUCGGGAAAAACUCGAGGACUCGGGUGAUUCUGAGGUCGAUUCGCGCUGA